Megalobrama amblycephala (Wuchang bream) is the source of this 821-nucleotide messenger RNA. Its product is annotated as urokinase plasminogen activator surface receptor-like. Bases 112 to 708 code for a protein of 198 amino acids. NCBI's taxonomy places the organism in Eukaryota, Metazoa, Chordata, Actinopteri, Cypriniformes, Xenocyprididae. The transcript has 5 exons. The record is from RefSeq and is a predicted model, not a curated record.
UGUAACCUGUUUCUCUACUUUCAUUUGCUCAUAUAAAGAUCCUCCUCUUGUGCUAAGCUAUAAAAUGAGUGCUGAAACAAGCACAUUAUUUCAUUCACCUCUUGAUCAAAGAUGGAUCUGCAUAUUUCAGUUUUUCUUCUCUUCAUUCUUUUCACUGCAGUACACUCUAUCAGCUGCUAUGAGUGUGUGGGUGUGAACGGUUCUUGUGCGGAUCAGAAGUUAAGAACAUGUCCUAAUGGAUCUUCCAUGUGCACAAGUUGGACAUGGAUAACACAACGUGCUGAAACUAGUGAAAAAUCGAUGACUAAAGGUUGUUCCAGUGGCUGUCAAAACACUGAGUCCAACUUCGGCAUUUCAAUGAGGACUACUUCCUGCUGCGACACGGACGAGUGUAACCUCCAAGAUGCUCCAGAUCACUCUAAUGUCCCCAAUGGAAAGAAAUGUUACUCCGUUGAUUUACAGAACCGCACAACCAUAUUGAGCUGUUCAGGAACUGAAGACCGCUGCAUUAAAAUAACAGGGACUAUGGAAGGAGAGUCAAUUUUUGGAAAAGGCUGUGUCUCUAAAUCCAUAUGUGAUGCCACAUCACCGUUUUUUAGUAUGAGCAUCUCAUGUUGUGAGGGGAACCUGUGUAACGGUGUUCAGAGUGUCUCCCAGAGCUUCCUGUUCCUCUGCUGUUCUCUGCUCUCCUACUUCCUGCUGCACUGAAUCCAGCAGCUCUUCAUCCUACAAUCAGACACACUGUACUGAAUAUAGAGCUUGUACGUUUUUCUGUACUAGAUUGUGUUCUGAUGAGAUAAACUGAAUUUAUACAGGAAAAA